This is a messenger RNA of Neoarius graeffei (lesser salmon catfish), 1149 nucleotides long. RefSeq lists its product as uncharacterized. The record is from RefSeq and is a predicted model, not a curated record. Lineage: Eukaryota; Metazoa; Chordata; Actinopteri; Siluriformes; Ariidae. The transcript is spliced from 4 exons. Bases 67 to 927 code for a protein of 286 amino acids.
AUCUCCCCAAGCUCUGGGGUCUCACCUGGAGAAGUCCUUCAGUUCAGAUGUACCACACCCAGCCCAAUGCGCAUCUCUGUAGACUUCAGUUUAUAUAAAACUGGGACAUUAAUAAAGAACCAAACUGCAGAGUCCACAGCAACAUUUUCGCUGACUGUAGAUGCCUCACAUCAGGGUCAGUACACCUGUGACUACUCAUACAGGGAAAGUAACUCCAUAUCAUCCAGGAGCAGCUCCAUUCCCAUCACUGUGGUGAACUUGCAGCAGCCCAAUAUCUCCUUCCAUGCUGAUGAUGAAGGCUUCCAUCGGGGGUUAAACAGAUGGUUCCAUAGGGAGUCUGAUGGACCAGAAGUGACAAAGGGCUAUGGCUUCUCCAUCAUCUGCUCCACUGAACCUCAGUAUCCAGGAGGUUCCUUCCACUUGGAGUUCAGUGAAUCCAACAUCACCUGGACUCAGACAUCUGUUAACCACUCAGCCGUCUUCCUUUUUCCUGAAGCAGAUUUUGUCCAUCAGGGAAUUUACAGCUGUACUUAUGAAGUGAACGUGUCUACACGCAUCUUUACCUCCACUGCCACUGAACCCUUGGUCAUUGUUGUGAAAGCAUCUCUGGCUCCCUACAUUGGUGUUGGAGUGACGGCAGGAUUGCUUCUCAUCUUAGUUCCAGUCAUCAUUUGCUUUGUAAAGACACAGAAAGGAUGGAAAUUUCAGCUGGAUAAGAAGAAGGAUUCACAGCGGCCCAAAAACACAUACGAGAGUCCCCAAGGAGAGAUCGAGAUGGAUGAUGGUGUUUAUGAAACCACUUUCUACCAGAAGGAAGAUUCAGAGGAUUUGGAUAAUGACUACCACAAUGUUGAUGCUGAUGAGCAUAGAAGUAACGUGGACAAUGACUAUGAGGAUGAAGAAAUUUAUGCAAACUGUGUAGCAUAGUGUGAAGAACUAAAAAAUUGUCCAAUAUUCACAGUCCAGAAACAAUAACAUGGUUAAAUGAGGUAAUUUUCCAUCGUUAAGAUAUCAUUAUUGUUAAUUAUACAUGGUUUAAAUUACACACACUUCAGAAUCAGUUUGUUCUUUACUCAUUAAUCUUUUCAGAUGUAACAAGAUUAAAAACUUUUAAUUUAAUUUUCUUACCGGUUUCAUACACAUUUAUGU